AUGGUUCAGAACGCCAGAAACGUGAGGCGUGGUAGGAGUGCUGGUAGAGGUGCUAGUAGAGGUGUAGGUAGGAAUGUGAGUGGUGAAGCUACUCCCGAAGGAGUAGCUAACAUCCCCAUAGGACGAGAAGAUCAUUCCCAAACUGGAACGAACUCUCAAGCUGACACUCGAGAUGUUCGUGAACUUGCUGCGGCUGUGUUAGUUCAAACACAACAAAAUGCUCAAAUCCUGCAAAUCACCCGUGAUCAUCAACUUUUUCAGCAACAACAAAGAGAAACUGUGCAUGAAGAUACGGGAUUGAACUCGUUUCUGAAAGGUAAACCACCACAGUUUGGUGGUGACUUUAAUCCGGAGGGUGCUGAGAAAUGGUUGCAAGAGAUAGAGAAGAUAUUCUCUUUCACUCACUGUAGAGAGAAUAGAAGAGUCGGAUAUGCAACAUUCAUGCUGACAGGCGACGCUGAAGCCUGGUGGAGAGGAAAACAUAGAUUAUUGGAAGAGGAAGGAAGAGAGAUCAAUUGGAUCUUAUUCAAAGAAGAAUUUUUGGGGAAGUAUUUUCCAAAGCUAUGUAGGAAAGAGAAGGAGAGAGAAUUCCAGAACCUGCGUCAAGGUAUGAUGACGGUGGGAGAGUAUACUAGGAAGUUUGAAUCCUUGCUAAAGUAUUCUGAAAUUUUACCGCUUGCAUCCAAGGGAAGAAUGGAUGUGUGAAAAGUAUCAAGAUGGAUUGAAAUAUGAUAUCCAGAGGGCGGUUCUACCUCUACAUAUUAUGCGCUUUGGUGAGCUGAUAGAAAGAUGUUUGGAGUUGGAAGGAAUUGACAAUAGGAAGAAUCAAUAUGGAUCAGGAGUACCAACCCGAAACAACAAUCACAAGGGCCAUUUUAACCGAGGCCAUGGAGGAAGGACCCAACAAGGGGGUAGGCCAUAUCAAAGGCCUACACCAUAUCAUAACCAGGAUUCUAGGAGGUUAAUGUUCAAGUGUUACAGCUGUGGAGGGGCACAUCUUAACAAAGAUUGUCCAAAUAGAAACAUUGGAGCUUGUUUUCGUUGUGGUCAGAAGGGCCAUUUUCUCAAAGAUUGUCCCCAAGGACAAAACCAACCAACAAGCCAGAAGAGCGUCCUAAUAAACAAUAACAAUGUAGGGAGAGCAAGGAACGGAGGCCCAAAUGUUGGUCAAGGACCUCAAAAUCAGAACAAGCCAACCACAGGAAGAGUAUUUGCAAUUAGAGGAGCUGAGAUCUCAAAGUCAGAUGGGUUAAUCCAAGGCGACGAGCUAGACCCUUUAGGAGGGAAGGCUAUGGAGUGACAGAUUACGAUAAUGUCAAGGCUGAAGGUUGCUAGCGUUUUGUCAAACGCUUAUCACAUCGUUACUAGUACGUAAUAUUAUAUACAGUCAGUAUAAGUGUCAGUCAUGUUGGACUUAGGGGGUCCUUCUGUUAAGCUUUCUUUUGAUUUUCUUCAUGUACUUUUAUUUUAAGUUUUAUCUACGUGGCAAGGCCACUAGUCUUAACGGUAUCAAACUUUAUGUAAAACAUAU
Molecule: messenger RNA, 1531 nt
Organism: Lathyrus oleraceus (garden pea)
Lineage: Eukaryota; Viridiplantae; Streptophyta; Magnoliopsida; Fabales; Fabaceae
Exons: 2
Coding region: 1-705 (234 amino acids)
Source: RefSeq, a predicted model, not a curated record